Molecule: messenger RNA, 1758 nt
Organism: Lindgomyces ingoldianus
Lineage: Eukaryota; Fungi; Ascomycota; Dothideomycetes; Pleosporales; Lindgomycetaceae
Exons: 23
Coding region: 1-1758 (585 amino acids)
Source: RefSeq, a predicted model, not a curated record
AUGCGAGAUUUUGGCCAGGAUUUCCCAAGACGUGACGUCGAAUGCAGAUUUCGGGGAUGGGGUGUUGGAUGGGAGCGUAUUGGCAAGGGGGAGGCUUGGGCAUAUGGGGAUGUACUACUUAUGAUUUGGGAAUUAAGGCUGUUGAAGAGGGUUGUUCUUAUGGUUUUUGCGAAGUGGGAGGAGGGGUGUUUUGAUAUGUCGGGGAAGGAGGGCUGCUUGAUGUUGCGUUGGGGUUGGGUUGAUGAUCAAUGGUUUAGGGUAAUGGUGAUGCAGUGGCCGGAGCAUUUGCAGCCAUCUCUUGAACCUCCCAGCAUUCCAACUAUGCCUCCUCACUCCCUUGCCUUUCUCAAACUAUCUAAGAGCAAGAAAUUUUUGUAUAACCCCUUCCCUCGCCGCCCUCCUAACCCUUCUCCUAUUUACCCACCCCUAAGCAGGUCUAGAAACAGCCAUGCACUCCCUUGGCCGUACUCGCGAACGCCGGGAACGGGAAUAAAACAUCACAUUGAUAACAUACGCUUCUCCGAAUACCGUCACAUCGAUGUUGUUGCUAAUCUGGAGGGUGGUUUUGAAGGGUUUGAGGAGAGAGAGGUGAGUAGAGGCGUUUAUCUUGGAUUGAUGAUGGGGAGCAGGGGUAGGAGGUGGAUGGAUAGAACACUUGAGGCAAUAAAGAAAGGGACGAUGAUACGGAAACUGAGGGGUAACUGUAUGUUCCUUGAUGUAGUGUAUCCCCCUUUGAUUGCGAAUGGUAAAAGGAAGCCCUUGCUGUCGAUUGCUGCGAUCAAAAAGCUUUCAAGUUAUGUGUGUGCAUGGCCCCAAUCAGAUAUCUUCGCGGACUUGAGGCCCUACGACCAACAUUCGCCUCCAAUCGUAUUCAAGCGUACCUUACCCGAGGUGAAAGCCCCUUGCUCAGUCACCGCAAGUCCAUGCACACCACUCACCCUCACAAUCGCAUGUUUCUUAGAUCCAACCUCCCACUCUAUUACCGCCAAAAUAAUUUUCAACCACACCAUAUCUCAACUCGACGCCGGGAUGGUUUGGCAGGAAAGUCUACACCUUUCCAAUAUUUCACUCCAUCUAUCCGAGAAUUCCUUAAGGUUUCUUGAGUGCGCGGGUUCGAGUAAGCUUGGAUUGAGUGUAGGGUUUCAAGCUGCAACAACAGAAAACCAUAAAAGUGGUGUAUCUGGGCGACCUUGGGGAAAGUUUUGGGGGUUUUUGAGAUAUGGGAAAGUAACAGUCGGAUGUGUUGAAUUCGUGCAGAAACACUCAAUUCCGCAGCUGCCUACCUUGACGGAUAGAGAUCCAAUGGCCAGGCGAGCCCCUCUUUCACCAACCACACGGAGGCGUAAACAAUACAUUUCUUCCUGCCCGCUCCGCUCAACUUUCCGCGGCUACAAUUUGCACCAAACCCACGCACCCACUAUGCUACCACAUCUAGCCGACCUCAUCGCCACUUUGCGCCGCUCCAACGAGGAAUUAUCCCUCAUCAACAGAGUGAAGUCAAUGACAGUCGAUGCCCGAAGUCCUCAGAAACAAGAUAGAGGCCACGGAGCCGUCGUGCUUGUUUAUUGUGAGGGCGGUGGAUGGGGUGUUGUGAUCCAAAGUGGGGAGACGGAUACAUUAGUUGAGGCUUCGAGGAGGCUGGAGGGGGAAGUCCAAGAGAGGCUGGAGGAGACGAUAGGUAGGAAAGUCUCCACAGUAGGCGUUUACGCUGCCCGCCAAGCCAACGCCGGCGUUCAUGGUUCUUCCGUAGGCACAUAA